Dentiscutata erythropus is the source of this 161-nucleotide messenger RNA. The record is from the annotation of a GenBank genome assembly. Lineage: Eukaryota; Fungi; Glomeromycota; Glomeromycetes; Diversisporales; Gigasporaceae.
AAAUCGACGAACUAGAUUAUGAUAAUCCAUUAAUGUCAUCUAUUUUAGACACUUCAGAACCACAUGAGUGGUUAAAAAAUGGAUUCUCCAAAAGUGAAUGGGAAUCCGAUUUAAAUAAUAAAAAUGGAUUAACGUUUUAUGAUACACAUAAAGGACCAUUA